CUACCACGCGGCGGCAGCGGCUCUGCAUUGCGAUGGUUUUACCUCUCGGUAUCCUCAUCCCAUCAGUGACGCUAUCAUGGAGGAAGCACAGGUACCUGUUAUCGAGUAAAGACAACCGCAUCAGAAACGCGCAGUAACGACCAGCAGCAAUCUAUUUAGGCUUUAUUCGUCUUCUCAUUUCUUUGCCUGUCAUUGACCGUGUGUCAAUUCUAAAGAAGGAACGAGGCAAAACAUACCUUAAAACAUGAAGCAUUUUUUGAGGGUGGUUACACAGUUCUUCCUGUUCCUGUACUGUAAAUGUCUGUGGCGAGGCCUGAAGUUUGUGGUCAGGAAGAUCACAGGACGGUGUGAGCUGCAGCGGAUCUGCUACAACAAUAAGCCAGGGGCCCGCAGGACCCUUAAGAUUGAGUCCUCCCUCAGGUACUCGAAGAAUGAGCUGUGCCAGUCUGCCCUCAGUGUUCACCCAGACUGUGUGGAGAAGACUGUUGAUAACAUAAUGACCCUGAAGAAGAUCAACCCAGACACUAACCCACAGCUGAGCAUCUCUCUCCAGGCCAGCCUGUUCCAGAUCGUGGGCUACCGUGGCCUGGUGGCGGAGGUUGAGAAGCUACGCAGGGAACCUUACGAUUGUGAGAACUUAAAACAUGAGGAGAUGCUGAUGAAGCUAUGGAAGGCGCUGCGCCCUGAUUCACCUCUCACUGGGCGGAUCUCCAAGCAGUGGUGUGAGAUCGGUUUCCAAGGCAACGACCCCAAGACUGACUUCAGGGGCAUGGGUCUACUGGGCCUACACAACCUCCUAUAUUUUGCUGAGCAUGACAAGGCCACCGCUCUCCAGGUUCUUCAGGAUUCCCUGCAGCCCAAACAAAGGAGUAUUCCCAAAGAAGCCAGCAAAAUGAGCAAAGCAGAGUGGGAACAGAAGAAUUUUGAUAAAGCCAUUGGGUACUCCUUUGCCAUCGUGGGCAUCAACAUAACAGACCUGGCCUACUCUCUGCUGGUGAGCGGAGCCCUGAAAACCCACCUGUACAACGUAGCCCCGGAGAUGCCGAACCUCAUCCAUUUUCAGCAAACCUUCUGUUACCUGAUGCAGGAGUUCCACCGGUUCUGGAUUGAGGAGGACCCCUGUGACAUUAUGGAGUUCAACCGCGUGCGCUCCAAGUUCCACCGGCGGGUUCUGAGGCAGCUCAAGAACCCAGAUAUGGCGCUGUGCCCCCACUUUGCUGCCUCCGACCUCCACCUGGUCAACCUGUAAUAUACACGGCCCUUGACCUGUAACCUUCCCAACCCCCUCCCUCUCAGCCCUGCCACCUACACCAUGUCACUGCCAACCGCUCACCCAGCUGACAUACGCAUUCACACGUACAUAGACACGCUGACACACACACACAAACACACACCCUCUCAUGUCCUGCCUCUAACCCCCACAGCGACUUCAGAACCACCAGCACCACUGACGACCAUUGCGAUUGUAGGGGUGCAUGUUGAGGCUGCACCACACACAUCAGUCACUCACUGACUCGUUGGUAUUCCUUGCUUUAAUGAUUUGUGAUUGUACCACAGCCAUUUGUUGCCAGUUGCAUAUUGUUGUUAUUAUGUAUUUAUAAAGGGAUAGCUCACUAUUAGUGUGAAUUGUCCCUUUAACUUAACCAUCAUGAAAUAAGUGCUUUUUUUUCUCAAGUCAUUCUGUCCCAUGAAUACAUCUCAUUUUGAUGAAUGUUCUGCAGUGAGACCAAAACGUUUUGAAGAGAUGUUCUGAGACAGUGCUUCCCCGGUCUUACCAGUAGAGGGGGCAGUACUCCUAGGCCAUCACUGCACUGUCAGCUUGUCGGAAAUAAUAAACUUGAAAGGCCUCAUUAGCUUCCUAUUUUUGUAUAGGGAGUUGCAAUGACAUACUGUAGCAGAUCCAUGCAUUUCUUCUAUAUGGUUCUUUACUAUACUUUUCUGAACUGCAGCGUACGAUAAUGUAAUCAGAGAUACUAAUCUUAAUGCCUACUGUAAUGUAGAAGCGGGCAUGCAGCAGGCUUUGUGUUACUGUGUGAGAAAAUGUAUUUUCUAAGUCAUUGUUAUAGAUUGUAUUGAUAAUAACACUUCACAAGGACUGAAUAAUUUUUGCCAAAAUGUAAAUUAUGGAGUAUUCACAUCAAUCAGAAAAGCAGUUUGAGGACAUUGUUGUUUCUUUUAUGAAUGUUAUAUAGCUACAGUCAUGGUCAAAAGUAUUGCCAUCCUUUGUCUAGUGAAAAAAACACCUCCUAGCAUACAACCCCCUUUCACUGAAUUGAAACUGUCAUACCUUGUGUUGGAAGUUCAGCUUGAUAACAUUACGUACUUUGUUAACAGGAACAUCAAGGUCUUUGGAAAUUGACUUGUAGCCUUGAGUGUCUUGCUAGGCUACACACUGAUUGUCCAUGCUAGGCUACAGUCUUGUCUGACUUCCUCAGAUAAUUCUCUGGUUUUCAGAGAAUUAUGUUUAUUUUGGUACACACUCUGACACAAAACAGGAGAGUCCUUUUCUCUAUUGAAACUGGUUGAAUUCGUGAUUUUUAUAUUGCAGGCACCUGCAACUCACCACAUGUGGGUUACAAAGUGAAUUAGAAUCAACUGCUUAAAAUGUUAUUAUUUUUAACUACUUAAAGAAGGUGCCAAUAAUAUCAUUUGUGCCAUUUUAGGAUUUCAUUGUGAAAUACAGUUGCUCUAAAAAGUUUUGCAUACCCUUGAGAAUUGGUAACAUAUGUAUCAUUUGUAAAGAAAACAUGAGUGAGCAGGAAAAACAAGUCUUUUAUUUCUUAUGGGAUUCACAUUCAAAU
Messenger RNA from Esox lucius (northern pike), 2801 nucleotides. It is a transcript of the gene elmod1, whose product is annotated as ELMO/CED-12 domain containing 1. NCBI's taxonomy places the organism in Eukaryota, Metazoa, Chordata, Actinopteri, Esociformes, Esocidae. The record is from RefSeq and is a predicted model, not a curated record. Gene Ontology annotation, molecular function: GTPase activator activity. The coding region runs from base 245 to 1249 and encodes 334 amino acids. The transcript is spliced from 12 exons.